Molecule: messenger RNA, 930 nt
Organism: Ceratitis capitata (Mediterranean fruit fly)
Lineage: Eukaryota; Metazoa; Arthropoda; Insecta; Diptera; Tephritidae
Exons: 3
Coding region: 92-637 (181 amino acids)
Source: RefSeq, a predicted model, not a curated record
CCCACAGCUGUUCGCGAAACAAAACGGCGCGAUAUUGGAUUAAUUGUUGUAGAUUUUAAGCGCAGAACAUUUGAUUAGACUUGAAUUAAUAAUGGGUGAAAAUAAGUCAACUGAAAUUAUUACAGAAAGCGAAGUCGUUGACCUACCAAAAUAUUGUUUUUAUAAUAAGUUUCUUUUAGUGGAAGAGCUGGCACUAGAAAGAAACUAUUUAAAACUACACAAUGGUCGUUGCACUGUGAUUGGAAAACUACAUUAUGACCAUAACGGCUACUUUGUAUUAGGAAAUAUUAACUUAUCAUCAAUUCUACCCAGAGAUUACAGUCUACCUGAGGGCGUAAUAAGUUUACGACUUUUCAAGUUCGCCACAUCUAAUGUAUUGGAAAAUGGACGUUACUGCGAAAUUUGUGGUGAAGUAGUUCUUUGGAGUCCAAAUCACACACCUGCCAAAUGGCUGCCAACGACACCUCGUGGAGUAUUGGAAUGCGAAUUGCAGAAGUGUGAAAAAAUGAAUAAAAUACAAUUGCUAGAAUUAAUGCAAGCGAAGUAUCAGCCCGCUAUUAAUAUUUUUCAAUUAGAUUACAUAGAGUGUCCAUCCGAACUGAUACAGAGGCAUUUAAAAAUACGACUCAUUACUUGAAAAUACGCCAAAAUAAAAUAUUUCAAAGUGUUUUUGCCAAAUGAUAAUAAAUACUAGUAGAUUACCUACUGAACAACACAAAUAAGCUGCUUCAACGCAACAAUAUGGAAAGAAUUUAUAAUUCUACAAGUCGCUAUGGUAGCUUAAAAGUACGUAUGCAUGCUUAUUUAGCCUAAAGUUUAUAAUUUGCCAUAGCAAUAAAUAUAUAUGUGUGCCAAUAGCUCUUUUGGAGUGUGUAGGAAUAUAUUUUAACAUUUGUAACUUACAGUUUUUAAAUUUAUAUGUUACUGAUU